Molecule: messenger RNA, 903 nt
Organism: Brassica oleracea var. oleracea
Lineage: Eukaryota; Viridiplantae; Streptophyta; Magnoliopsida; Brassicales; Brassicaceae
Exons: 1
Coding region: 1-903 (300 amino acids)
Source: RefSeq, a predicted model, not a curated record
AUGACUCAGGAAUCAGGCCAUCAGUCUGCAACAAUUCGAAGUAUGCUCCAAUUAAGACCAGUUUUAAAAGAGUAUAUGUACUGCCAUAUUGGAAAUGGAGAGAAUGCUGCUUUUUGGUUCAAUAAUUGGACCAGUAUUGGACCGUUACUUGAAUUUGAAGGACAAGGAGGCCCGAGAGCAAUGAGAGUUAGAAAGGGAGCUAAAGUAAUUGAUGCCACACGUCAAGAGUCCUGGUUUUUGCCUCCUACUCGUUCGGAUCAAAUCCAAAUGAUUCAGGCUGAGAUAACUACCAUACAACCGCCAAAUGCUUCUCAUGGCCCAAAUCAAUUUCUUUGGCGUAAAUCAGAUGGGACUUUUGGACCGGUUUUCUCUUCUAAGGUCACGUGGGAGUACCUCCGUGUACCCUCUCCUACUGUCUAUUGGCAUAAGGUGGUUUGGUUCAAAGAAUAUAUCCCUAGGAACUCAUUUAUGGCUUGGUUAGCUCUAUUAAGGAAGAUGCCAACAAGAGAUAGGCUACGUCGUUGGGGUAUGGACGUACCUUCAGUUUGUGAACUCUGUUCUACCAGCAGUGAAACACAUCACCAUCUCUUCUUUGAGUGUGAAUACUCUUCUACUCUAUGGCAAGCUUUUGCGUCUCAAAUCUGGACCAACCCACCUAAUGAUUUGCAUUCAGCAGCAUCAUGGAUUCUCCAACUGUCUCGGCAGUCUAAUGCCAAUGCCAUCCGCUUAAUCAAGCUCAUAUUUCAGGCCUCUAUCUACCUGUUAUGGAAAGAGAGGAAUGCUCGUAUCUUCACAGCGGUCUCUACUCCACCACGCAUCAUCCAUCACGCCCCGGACCGGCUUCUUCGGGAUCGCCUUAUCUCUAUCAAGGCUACUCCUCCACCUGCUCAAUCACCCCUCUAA